GUGUGUUCUCUCUGCCUAAUUUCCCGUCCACACAUAUAUUAUAUGUAACUCAUUCUGUCUUUACAUGCUUUGUUGCUUCUUACUCACUUCGACCUCUGUCCUUGUUUGUUGCAUCCACUCCUCCAAGUGAACCGCAUUACUUCUGCACCAAUUGACCACAACACAACCCUUUUCCUUACUUGUUUUUGUCUCUCUGUCUUUUUUUGCUUUGUCUUCUUCUGCCUCUUAGAAUAUAUCACCAUGUCUCAUCAACAUCAACUUUUCCUUUUCCUCUUCCAUCCCCAUUUUUGUCACCUCAACUAAAGAGAAAAGACAUCCCUUUUAGUUUCUUUUGUUUUUCUUUUUCACUUAUUUUGUUUCAAGUUAUGGAUGAACAAGGUUAUUGUAAUCUUGAAGUGGAUGUAAAUGGAGAAGAAACUUUCAUGGUUGAUAAGUCUAUUAUUACUCAAUACUCAAGCAAAUUGGCUAAAGUAUUUGGAAAAUCAAGUGGUUCAAGUGGAAAGCUUAAAGUAAUAUUCCAUGAUUUUCCAGGAGGUGCAGAAGGUUUUGAGCUUAUGUUAAGAUUCUGUUAUAACAAUGGAAAAGGUAAUAUAAGUCCUUCGAAUUUGUUACUUGCGCGUUGUGCGGCUGAAUACAUGGAAAUGAAUGAAUCUGUCAAAAAUGUUUGUAACUUAAUGGACCAAACUGAGAAAUCACUUCAAGGGAUUAGUUAUUGGUCGUGGUCCGAAAUUUUGAUUGCUUUGAAGCAAUGUCGGAAUUUAGUAGUUGAAGAUUCUUGUGUGAUGCUAGAGAAGUGUUUGGAUGCUAUUGUAGGGAGGUUGGUUUUGGCAAGUGAAGCGAGUCCGUGUCCAUCAACUUGUUCUAAUGAUAGUUCAGGGAUUAGGUUUUCGUGCGACUCGAAAAGUACCGAGAGUAUAAAGACGAGUUUUACUCGUUCGGCUUGGUGGUUUGAAGAUCUAUUGUUUUUGACUCCUCAAAUGGUUGUCAUGUUGGUUAAGUCGAUGCUUUCGAGUAAAUUGGAUCAUCAUGUUAUAAGCAAGUUUCUUCUCUAUUAUCAGAAGGUGAAAUUCGCGAAUGCUAGUACCGAUGAAAAGUGCAAAAUCAUUGAAAUGGUGAUUGAUAUGCAUUAUGAAUUAAACCAAAGUUCUGUUUCUUUCAAGACAUUAUUUGGGAUUCUUAGGGUUACUUUAUGUUUGAACAUAAGCAAAAAUUGUAGGAACAAGUUGGAGAAUAUGAUUGGAUCACAAUUGGAUCAAGUAACCUUAGACAAUUUGCUUGUUCCAUCUCCUUAUGGAAUAAACUACUUAUAUGAUGUGAACCUUGUUCUGAGAUUUUUGAAAGCAUUUCUGCGGCAAGGAAAUGGUGCGGUUGUCGCUCCCAUUCGGAUGAGGAAAGUUGCUAACUUAAUAGAUUUGUAUAUAGCUGAAAUAGCCCCUGAUCCUUGUUUAAGAACUUCAAAGUUUUUGGCUCUUGCUACAGCUCUUCCAGAUUCUGCUAGGGAUUCUUGUGAUGAACUCUACCAUGCUAUGGACAUGUAUCUUGAGGUACAUACUCAAUUAUCACAAGAUGAAAGGAUAAAAAUAUGCUGUGGUUUAAAUUAUGAGAAACUUUCACCUCAAGCAUGCUUACACCUUUCAAAGAACACAAAAUUUCCAUCAAAAUCAGCAGUUCAAGCUCUCAUAUCUCAACAAUCUAAGCUCAAAAAUCUACUCAAUGCUACUACUCCUAUUUCAACUCCAUACAAUGAUUCAUUGUGUGGUUCAAGUGGUUCUGCUCAAAAGGGAAAGAAAGAAAAAAGCAGUGAACAAGUUGUUUUAUAUGCUGGAAAUUUUGAUAUUCCACCUGAUAAUGAGAAACUUAAAGCACAUUUGCAAGGAAUGCAAUGUAGGGUUAUGGAGUUAGAGAAAAUUUGUAGGAAAAUGCAAACUCAAAUGGCAAAGAUGACAAAGUCAAAAGCAUCUUCUCAUAGUUAUGGUAAAUCUUUGCCAAAGCUUUGUUCAUGACUGUUUGAGUUUUUAUUUUUAUUUUUAUUUUCCAUUUUGUAAUUUUCAUAUUAAUUUGUAUAGAAAAGGUAUCAGUUUUGUGUGUGUGUUGAAGUUUGUGCUUAAUUGAGGUUGUUGAUUGAGUAAGAACACUGCUAUUUGAUUGUAUAGUCACUAAAUAAUGGAAGAAGAGUUUGCAUA
Messenger RNA from Trifolium pratense (red clover), 2183 nucleotides. RefSeq names its product BTB/POZ domain-containing protein At3g22104. The transcript is spliced from 3 exons. Lineage: Eukaryota; Viridiplantae; Streptophyta; Magnoliopsida; Fabales; Fabaceae. Gene Ontology annotation, molecular function: protein binding. The record is from RefSeq and is a predicted model, not a curated record. Bases 366 to 2003 code for a protein of 545 amino acids.